UGUCAGUCAAUAGCGGUAUGAGGGAGGGAGCGGCGGCUGGCUGCAGGUGUUCUCCAGUAUAGUACUUUGGAAAGCUUAGUCCAGAAAGUGGAGCUACGACGAAAUCCAGCUACGAAGUGGCUGCAGCAACCAGGAGAGUUCAAUUAACUUUCUGGAAAGACUUUGCAAGGGCUGAAAAGAGUGAAAGAAUCAAGAAAUAUUUACAUAAAAACCUAGCAAUCAAGAUGGAAAAUAACAUAACAACAAUUUCUCGAGAGGAACUGGAAGAACUAAAAGAAGCAUUCAGUAAAAUAGACAUUGACAAUAGUGGAUAUGUCAGUGAUUAUGAACUUCAAGAUCUUUUCAAAGAAGCAAGCCUGCCCUUACCUGGCUAUAAAGUUCGUGAAAUUGUGGAAAAAAUUAUAGCAGUCACAGAUAGUAACAAGGAUGGCAAAAUCAAUUUUGAAGAAUUUGUCUCAGUUAUUCAGGAACUGAAAAGUAAAGAUAUUAGCAAAUCAUUUCGAAAAUCCAUAAACAAGAAACCGGGAAUUACUGCAAUUGGAGGAACAUCAUCCAGUUCUAGUGAGGGAACUCAGCAUUCUUACUCAGAAGAAGACAAGGUUGCAUUUGUUAACUGGAUAAAUAAAGCUCUUAAAGAUGACCCUGACUGCAAACAUUGUCUCCCUAUGGACCCAUCAAAUAAUAGCCUUUUUAAUUCACUUGCUGAUGGUAUCCUUCUUUGCAAAAUGAUUAAUUUAUCUCAGCCAGAUACAAUUGAUGAAAGAGCAAUUAAUAAGAAGAAGCUUACUGCAUUCACUAGAUCAGAAAAUCUAGAUCUAGCACUAAAUUCUGCAUCAGCUAUUGGCUGUACAGUAGUUAACAUUGGAUCACAAGAUCUAAUAGAUGGAAAGCCACAUUUGGUGUUAGGAUUAUUAUGGCAAAUUAUUAAAGUUGGUCUUUUUUCUGAUAUAGAGAUUUCCAGAAAUGAAGCUCUUAUUGGUUUAUUAAAUGAUGGGGAAGAAUUGGAACAAUUAAUGAAAUUGUCUCCAGAAGAACUUCUGCUACGCUGGGUUAACUACCAUUUGAAUAAUGCUGGGUGGAAGAAAAUAAGCAAUUUUGGUCAAGACAUUAAGGACUCAAAAGCUUACUAUCAUCUUUUGAAUCAAAUUGCACCCAAACAAGGCAACAAUGGAGAAACAGCCAUUGUGAUUGAUCUUUCAGGCUUUAAUGAACCAAAUGAUUUGAGGAGGGCUGAAUAUAUGCUUCAACAAGCAGAUAAAUUGGGUUGCAAACAGUUUGUGACUCCUACAGAUGUGGUUGCAGGCAACCCUAAACUUAAUAUAGCCUUUGUUGCAAACCUCUUUAAUACUUACCCUGCCCUACAGAAGCCUAAAAACAAUUCUUAUGAUUUCAAUUUAUUAGAAGGUGAAAGUAAGGAAGAAAGAACAUUUAGAAACUGGAUGAAUUCACUGGGUGUAACUCCUUAUAUUAAUCGUUUAUACAGUGACCUUGCUGAUGGUUUAGUAAUCUUUCAACUCUAUGAAAUGGUCCGUGUAUCUGUAGAAUGGAGUCAUGUCAACAAACCACCAUAUCCUGCACUUGGGGGUAACAUGAAAAAGAUUGAAAAUUGUAACUAUGCAGUAGAACUGGGAAAGACAAAGGCCAGAUUUUCAUUGGUUGGAAUUGGUGGAAAAGAUCUCAACGAAGGCAACCCAACCUUGACCUUGGCACUUGUCUGGCAAUUAAUGAGAAGAUUUACUCUGAAUGUACUAUCAGACCUUGGAGAAGGGGAGAAAGUAAAUGAUGAAACUAUCAUUAAAUGGGUGAAUCAAACUCUUGCAAAUGCAAAUAAGACCACUUCAAUAUCUAGCUUCAAGAUUAAAUUUUGCCACAUCUUCAAUCAGCCUUAAACAAGUACAGUAUUCUAAAGUGCAUACGGAUCAUGGAAACACCAGCAAUACUAUAGAAAAUAGUUUUAUGACCAGUUAGCCAAAAUGUUUUUCAGAAAUUCCGCUUUCCUUUGCCAUUUUUUAUCUUAACAAUGGAGUACAAGAGAUACACUUAAGAAAAAUAGGGACAGCAGAGUUACAACAGGCCAACAUGAUCUAUAAUUAUAUCCAAUCACUGUAUUAAGAAACAUCAACUUAGUAGCUCAAAAGGAAUAAUAAAAUACUGCUUUUAGAUAAUACAGUGUUCAUCGUGGAACUUAAAAAGGAUGAACCAAUCCUGAAACCAUAGCUUUAAUCUCCUGGCAAGAAAACCACAGUGAAACUCUUAAAGGAGAGCUAAUUACAUCAUUCUAGGGCACCUCCUGCUGAUAACUUGAUGUCAUGGAUAAGAACACUCAUCUGCUUGAGCCGUUAAAAGGAUGCUGAAUACAGGAAUACCAUCUGCUAUUUUAAGACAGAAGUACAUCUUAGAAUCCCAGAAAUAAAAUUUAAUAACCAUUGACCAUCUCAUAAAGAGAUUCCAGAAAGAAUCAGAGUACUAUAUACCAUUUAUAAGCAUGUAGAAGGAAAUAGUAAUGGAGCAGCCAUUUCUUUUUAAUUUAAUACAAAUAUCUUGCACAAUUGUCCUAUUUGCAUAUGUAACAACAGUACUUAGAACAUAUGUUAUUCUAAGGUUGGAAAGGAUCUUGGAGGUCUUCUAAUCCAACCCCCUGUUCAAGCAGGAGAUCCUAUACCAUCGAUAUACUUGGUUUAACCAAACUACAUUCCAUGCAGCAGAACAGAUAUUUUUAGAUUUCCAUAGAUAUUAUGGAAUACUGGAUGUGCUUCAACAACACUUUCAUGUUUUUAUGUUUCUUUCAUGUAUGCAGCAUAGCUAACAGGAACUGAAAGGUGUACAUUGCCAUUGUGUAAAAAUAAAUGUCUACAAAACAGUA
Messenger RNA from Crotalus tigris (Tiger rattlesnake), 2863 nucleotides. It is a transcript of the gene PLS1, whose product is annotated as plastin 1. Gene Ontology annotation, biological process: actin filament network formation; actin filament bundle assembly. Gene Ontology annotation, molecular function: calcium ion binding; actin filament binding. The record is from RefSeq and is a predicted model, not a curated record. The coding region runs from base 225 to 1889 and encodes 554 amino acids. The transcript is spliced from 16 exons. Gene Ontology annotation, cellular component: actin filament; cytoplasm; actin filament bundle. Lineage: Eukaryota; Metazoa; Chordata; Lepidosauria; Squamata; Viperidae.